Molecule: messenger RNA, 3234 nt
Organism: Anoplopoma fimbria (sablefish)
Lineage: Eukaryota; Metazoa; Chordata; Actinopteri; Perciformes; Anoplopomatidae
Gene: slc27a1a
Product: solute carrier family 27 member 1a
Exons: 13
Coding region: 405-2351 (648 amino acids)
Biological process (GO): negative regulation of phospholipid biosynthetic process; response to insulin; medium-chain fatty acid transport
Cellular component (GO): plasma membrane; mitochondrial inner membrane
Molecular function (GO): long-chain fatty acid transmembrane transporter activity; long-chain fatty acid-CoA ligase activity; fatty acid transmembrane transporter activity
Source: RefSeq, a predicted model, not a curated record
UGACUCCAUUCAAUAUGGAGAACAGAAGAUAGUCUGGCUCGCUCUGCGUUUCGCUGCUCCCACUCAGGUCUCGGUCACUUUCGCCUUUCGGACAUAAAAAAUAUGAACUAGUUUUCAAGGUACAGGACUCGCUCACGUACGUUUGACAUUUAUCCAAAUACCGUCUGCAUGUAAAUUGUUACUCGCCCACUUCACGUCAGUCACAACAGCACUGACGUAGCUAAAACUGUAAAACUGUUGUGACACUUAAAACUACUGGUUUCCUUUAAAAACUACAAUAUCCUCUGCGCUCUCGGCAUCCGGAGGACGAUUUGAAUGCUCGAUAGUUUCCACGUAAACAAUUACCAAGUUGUGUCGAGCUGCGGGGUGAAAGGUGACAUCGCUUCAGUCUGUCGACUCGUAGAAUGCACAAUGCGGCGAGUGUCUCAGCCUCUCUGGGGUCCAUGGGACUGCUGCGUCUCUUCGGGGUGUCCUGGUCCUGGAGCCUGGCAGCAGGCCUCGGGGUUUAUCUGGGCACAAAAAGCUGGAAGUACUUCUACAUUGCAGCACGAACGGCCAAGAGAGACAUCAAUGGCCUCUACGUGCUGUUGAGAGUGAAGAUGGCUUUGUGGCGCUACAUGCGCAAUGGAAGUAACAUUCCUUCCAUAUUCGCCCAGACAGUGAAAAGACAUCCAAACAAACCGGCACUCAUCUAUGAGGCCACAGGGGAGACGUGGACUUUCAACCAGCUGGACGAGAUGUCUAAUGCAGUGGCCCACUGGGCGAGAGGUCAGGGGUGGAUCUCUGGCGAUGUGGUGGCCCUCUUCAUGGAAAGCAGACCGCUGCAGGUGGCGCUUUGGCUGGGCUUUGCCAAGGUCGGGGUGGAAGCGGCGCUCAUCAACUUCAACCUCCGCCAUGAUUCCCUCAUGCACUGUAUCGGGGUUUCAGGUUCACGCGCUGUUGUGUUCGGAGCUGAGCUUGCUGAGGCCAUGUUGGAGGUCAGUUCUUCCAACACCCAGUCCAUGCAGAGGUUUAGUACAGGGGACAUCAAUGCGGAACAUCUGGCCCGGCUGGGUGCUCAACCUCUGGACCCAAUUUUAGCGUCUUCACCCAGACAUCCCCCUUCACCUUGUGUUCCCCACAAAGGCAUGAACGACCGCCUAUUUUAUAUUUACACCUCCGGCACCACAGGACUGCCCAAGGCUGCCAUUGUGGUACAUAGUCGCUACUACAGAAUUGCUGCUUUCGGGUAUUUUGCCUUUCGCAUGAGUCCCGUUGACAUCGUCUAUGACUGCCUGCCGCUCUAUCACUCAGCAGGUAAUAUCAUGGGCGUCGGUCAGUGUCUGAUCCAUGGCCUCACCGUGGUAGUGAAGAAGAAAUUCUCUGCCAGCCGCUUCUGGGAAGACUGCAUUAAGUACAACUGCACUAUAGUGCAGUAUAUCGGGGAAAUCUGCCGCUACCUGCUGUCUCAGCCAGUUCGGCCGUCAGAAAAAGGCCACAAAGUUCGUCUGGCGGUGGGAAACGGGUUGCGCCCCAGUGUGUGGGAGGCCUUCACCGAGCGUUUCGGGGUGAAGCAGAUCGGCGAGUUCUACGGAGCAACCGAGUGCAACUGCAGCAUUGCCAACAUGGACGGCAAGGUGGGAGCCUGUGGAUUCAACAGUCGCAUUCUCCCCAACGUGUACCCAAUCCGUCUGGUGAGGGUGGACGAGGACAGCAUGGAGCUGGUUCGUGACAGCCGGGGGCUCUGUGUGCCCUGCCGCCCUGGGGAGCCAGGACUUCUGGUGGGUCGUAUCAACCAACAGGACCCAUUACGGCGUUUUGAUGGCUACGCUAACCAAGAUGCUACAAAGAAGAAGAUAGCUCACAAUGUCUUCAAGAAGGAUGAUUCUGCAUAUCUAUCAGGUGACGUGCUGGUGAUGGAUGACAUGGGCUACAUGUACUUCCGUGACCGCAGUGGAGACACCUUCCGCUGGCGAGGAGAAAAUGUCUCCACCACCGAGGUGGAAGGCGUACUCAGCAGUCUUCUGGGUCAGACCGACGUGGCUGUGUACGGCGUGGUAGUUCCAGGUGUGGAGGGUAAGGCGGGCAUGGCCGCCAUUGCUGACACCACAGGGAGUUUUGACUACAACAGUUUCCUGCAUAAAGUCCAGCAAGCUCUUCCUUCGUAUGCGCGCCCCGUGUUCCUAAGAAUCUCCCCACAUGUGGACACCACAGGUACAUUUAAAAUCCAGAAAACCCGGCUGCAGAGGGAGGGAUACGACCCACGUCUCACCGCCGACCAGAUCUACUUUUUGAACACUAGAGCUGCAUGUUAUGAGGCAGUAGACGAGGAGCUAUACAACGCUAUAGCGGAGGGAAGGAUGUCUCUAUGACAUGGAGGCCGUAGCAGGUCGGCCAUGCUGCCUCAGUUAAAGAGAUCCUGUAGAGGGAGGAUAACAUAUUCAAACGCUGGUGUCAGGAUUAGUCAGUGUUGGUGCACCACCUGUCAGGAUUUGAACCUUUCAGGGAACAGAGUUGAGAGGACUUCUAGCAUAGAAUUACAUAGAGAAUUGUUACAGAUGUUGUUUUAACACUGUAUGAGUAACACACCAGGACAUAAUAAGAGGACAUUUAUUCCUUUUUAAUAACUUGUUUUCAAUUAUUAAAUGAACACCUCAAAACGUUCUUGAGCAUCACCGCACAUAGAGUGGGUAACUCCCACAACAACUCGUUUAAAAUAGGAUACAAUAAUGAUUACAAUAAUGAGCUUGGGACAGAAAGAUGUAGCAUCAAGUGAAAAGCUGUUACAGGGUAUAUUCCCAUUUAUGAGAUAUGUUACAAGACUAAGUCUGUGUAGGUUUAAGCAAUAAUUGAGAGUGAAGCUAUGGCGUUACUGUGAGUUACGUGUGGUUGGAUGAGGCUGAAAAGACCAGACUUCAACAUGCAGUACAUAUGGCUACUAGAUAAAACACUAACCGUAGUCUUUGGUUUUUUUUAAUGCAAUGGAAAACUAAUCUCACUUUUCAUGUUUGAACCUCAGAACAACAGCGGCACACGUUUUGCAAACAAACAAAAGCUGUUACUGUAUGUGCCUUAUAUGAAACUGAUCUGUGUUUCAUUUUUUUAAUGCUUUUCCUAGAGAGGAGCUCAUUGUUAAAUCACUGUAGUGAUUUUUGUGUCAUGCAAAGCUGAGUCACCUGAGGUGGCUGUCAUUAUAUGUAACAAAUCUUAUCAGUGUAGUAAUAUAUUGGUGUUUAAGCUAUUUACAAUUUCAGA